AUGCUCAAGCCUGCAACUGAUGCACAAGGUAGAUCGUUAGGGUCUGAUGGUAAGCCUGCAACUGAUGAUCAAGGAAGACCUUUGGGCACCGAUGGUAAACUUGCAACUGAUGCGCAAGGUAAACCGUUAGAUGGUGAUGGGAAACCAACUGAUGCUCAAGGUAGUGCAAUAAGCGGUGAUGGUAAGCCUACAACAGAUAGCCAAGGUAGACCUGCAGGGGCCGAUGGUAAACCCACAACUGAUGCUCAAGGUAAACCAUUAGGAUCUGAUGGCAAACCUACUACUGAUGCCUCAGGACAACCCAUAAAAUCAGACGGCAAACCAUCAGAUGCUCAACGUAAAAGCAUAGAUGCUGAUGGUAAACCCGCAACUGAUGCUCAAGGUAGACCCAUAGGAUCUGAUGGCAAACCAUCAGAUGCUCAACGUAAAAGCAUCUUAGGUGCGGAUGGUAAACCCGCAACUGAUUCCCAAGGAAGACCUGUAGGUACCGAUGGUAAACCAACAACUGAUGAUCAAGGUAGACCACUGGGAACUGAUGGAACCGGCCCAGAAGCCGACACAAAACCAGAAAAAGCUUCAAAACCCCAAAUGGGCCACCAAGACCUACUCCAGGAGGCAUCAAAGCAAAACCUGAUACAGACGCAGCAGGCACAUCACAAGGAGGGCCUGCCGGAAGAGACAAACGCGAAGGAGAACCCACAGACGAAGAAGCAGCUAACGCUGAAGGCGCUGAAGGUGCUGACGGUGACGGAGAAGAAAAUGGCACAGGCGCAGCCAUUUUGGAUAGCAUCAAAGACAUACUCAACAGUCGAUAUGCAAAAAAAGGCAUCAAAUCCCUACUACUUUUUCUCCUAG
Molecule: messenger RNA, 855 nt
Organism: Dalotia coriaria
Lineage: Eukaryota; Metazoa; Arthropoda; Insecta; Coleoptera; Staphylinidae
Product: mesocentin-like
Exons: 2
Coding region: 1-855 (284 amino acids)
Source: RefSeq, a predicted model, not a curated record